UUCAUGCACCCACUGCGCGCCGCGUUUGGCCGCACCCGCGCGGCGCACCAUGCACGCCACCCUUCCAAACCCAGCGGCUACAUAUAAUGGCGCCGCUGUGCGCUGCCCAGGAAUCACUCGACCGCAAUCACAGCUCAACAACAACCACAGCACGCUACAGCUAGAGGUAAACAGAGCGGAGCAGAGUACGCAACCACGGGCGACAGUGCGCGAUGGCUCGCCGGCUGCUCGGUGCUUGCGGCGUGCUCCUCGCCGCCGUCCUGCUCGCGGCCGUGGCGCCCGCGCGUGCUGACGAGCGGAGCGGCAUACGGCAGCGGGGCGGCGAGUACCGCGGGAGGAAGGUUGGGGCGAGGACGGAGGUGCGGGACGUGGAGCGCGACGGGGAGGUGCAGGAGCUCGGCCGGUUCUCCGUCGCCGAGUACAACCGGCGGCGCGUCGGCGGCGAAAGGCUCGAGUUCGGAAGGGUGGUCGCGGCGCAGCGGCAGGUGGUGUCGGGGCUCAAGUACUACCUCCGCGUCGCCGCCGCGGCGGAGAACGCCGGCGGCGAGCGCGUGUUCGACGCCGUCGUCGUCGUCAAGCCCUGGCUCGAGUCGCGCACCCUGCUCAGGUUCGCGCCGGCCGCCCCGAAAUAAGUGUAGCGGCACCCUUUGAGUGCUAUGUCCGUCCGUGACUUUUGGCCGGUCUGCUUUCUCGCAGACUUUGGUGAGCGAAUAAAAGUUCUGUUUUUGUACAAGUUUAGUAGAGGAGAGUGGAGACCAAUAACUUUGCGCUGCAGCUGAUGUUCUGUCUGAAGGCUAUUUGUACAAAGAGAGAUGAGGGUAACAAUAAAAUGUUAGUAUUGA
This is a messenger RNA of Panicum virgatum (switchgrass), 842 nucleotides long. RefSeq names its product cysteine proteinase inhibitor 4-like. Lineage: Eukaryota; Viridiplantae; Streptophyta; Magnoliopsida; Poales; Poaceae. The transcript has a single exon. Bases 213 to 632 code for a protein of 139 amino acids. Gene Ontology annotation, molecular function: cysteine-type endopeptidase inhibitor activity. The record is from RefSeq and is a predicted model, not a curated record.